AUGAAUAGAAGACGAAAAUUUCUUCUUGCCUCAGUACUUGCUCUCCAGAAUUCAAGUUUUAUAUAUCCAUCAUGUCAAAAGUGCUUCUCUCGAAUAAUCCUUGUCUCCAAAAGGUCUAAUUGUCCAAAAUGUGGCUGUACCGGUGAAGCUAAAAAUGCCAGUUACAGAUAUAAACUUUCCUUAAAAGUUGCAGAAUCAAACAAAUUAUUUGUCAUUACUGUAUUUGGAAGCUGCUUAGAUACAUUUUUUGGUCUGACUGCCACUGCUUUGCACAGAUACAUUGAAGAUCCUAAGAAAAUCCCAGAAACACUGGACAGUGAUACAACUCAGAACCUAUUAACUAAAGCAGUUGAAACUUGCUUUAUUGGACAAAGCUUUGUGUUUGGAGUGACGAAUUUUGAAAACCACUGUGGACAUGGUUCAUAUUCCCAUAACUUCUUACAGGAGUGCUGUGACCCCAAAAGAGAAGUCAGAUCACUAGUAGCUUGCCAGAUUGUUCUCCCAGACCCACGUGUUGCAGGCUUCACUGUCAUUGACUACUUCCAUCAGUUUUUGCAGACUUCCAGUUUCAGGAAAUUUCACUGUGGCUCCCCAGAACCUAAUAGCCACUUACUUGCUUUAAAUCACUCAAAUAGUGAUCUCAGCAGCAUACAUGGCCCUGAUAGCCCUUCUUAUUUUUUGGAGCCUCACAACAGAGAUAAUUUUUCAAGAUUCUGGCAACCAUCACUUGAACUCACUUCCAUUGUUUCACAGCUAACAGAUAAUGGUGACUUUUCAGCUUUAGAACAAAGCAGGGCUGUUGGUACACUUCAAAACAGACAGUGCCUCUCCUUUGCAGGGGUCGCUGAUUCCAUCAGCUGCCAUGAUCCCAUUCAGGGUUCAUGGAGCCUUGUUUCAUAUAUGGAUAAAAAAAGUACAGCAGAAAAGUCAGGUGAAGGAGUUCACUUACAAGAUAAUCAUCUGAGUGCAGUUCACAGCAGUCAUCAUGAAAUUGGAGUUACUAACUCUAAUCGAUUCCCUUUGAAAAUACAAGAGCUCGUUGAGUCAAGUAAUACAGAAUCCAUCCACGGUGCAAUAGAAAUUAAAACUAGAUAUUCUCAGCAUGCACUGCCAUGUCAACAGCCCCACGAUGUACAUAUCACCACCAGCCUUCAAGAGCGAUCCACAUGCUCUCCACCUUUAUCAUUCAGACAAGAAGGGACAGAUAAUGGUUCCCAGGACUGUGACCCCAUAAUUUGGGAUGAUUUGCCAUUCUCUGAAAGCCUGAACAAGUUUCUGGAAGUUAUUGAAAGUGAAAUUCCUAUAACCCAGACAGAUGCCAAGAGUAGAAAACAUGAUGUAGAUGAUGACAUCAGUAUAUUUCAUACAGACCAUAGCAGAUUAUCUGUAACUCCCCAGAGAACUGCUGGAGCCCCACCACCUGUUGCUUUAAGAUCAUCAGAAGCCACAGUCAAAGAAAGCUCUAGCAAAGAUAACUUCUUUUCUAACUGUGAAGCAAAUCCUAGUCCUAGUACUCAAAAAGAGUUACAAGUGGAUAACACAGAAGAGGCAGAUUCAAUAAGCAGUAAUGUAAGAGAUAUUUCAGAAUAUUUUCUACCAAAUGCUUAUUUGUCAGCUCUGUUCCUGCCGUCAAAAGAUUUAGAAACAACAGUUACUCAUAAGAAGACUUUGAGUCUCAUCUCACAGAGAGAUGAGAUUACCCUUAGACCCAGUACUUCAGAAACUGAACACUCUUGUGUCAAAUAUUGUAAUGGGUGUGGAGAAAAAUCACACUCAGAAAUGAGUGAAAAGUUGACAAUUUUGUGUCCUAGAAAAUUCAAUGAUGUUUCUGAUCUUUGCAAAUUCGAAAAUAAGCAGUAUCAUAGGUGGCCAAAGAACCAAGGUGACAGCUUUACAAUUUGCAGAAAACUUAUGUAUCCUUUAGAAUCUCUUUGCAGUAGUCCAAGUAGAAGUACAAAUACAUUGAAAGAAAAGCCUUAUAGACCUGUCAGUAGGAACUUAUCACAGGACUCUUCUGCUGGUCAUGAAGGUAGUUACAAUGCUUCUGUUGAUCUCUUUGAUGAUACUGCUAAAGAUAAGGACUCUGCAACAGAAAUGACAAAAGGAUCACAGGGUAUUUUGUUACAGUGGGAAACACGGUUGACAAAAAAUUAUCCCGCACACUCUGAUUUCCCACUAAGAUCACUUUCUGAAAAUGCCAAGCAGUCUGCACAAAGCAUAUCAGCCUCUAGGUAUCCAAGAAUGUGCUCUCCUCCACCACAUUUUCAGUCAGAUUCAGAAUAUGAUCUUGAAGAUAGCCAAGACUUUGUUCCAUGUUCACAGUCAACUCCAGUUGCAGGAUUCCACCAAACAAGAAUUCGUGGAAUGAAUGGAGCUUUUAAAAAAAUACCUACCUUUUAUUCAGAUCUUGAUGCUGAGUACCAGAAAAUAAAAGUUUCUUUUGAAAAUGACAACCAGCAAGUCAUCCCAAGCCACCCAAAAAAUAUAAAAACAACUAGCCAGAAAUCCAGGAGUCAUACCAUCUCUAGUCUUACACAACCAGAUGUUGCCAACUCUAUUGCUGAGUGCCUUGAAACUGAUGUCAGUGAAUGGGUGCCUCCUACCACACAAAAAGUAUUUCCUUCAGAUAGACUCAGAUUCCAAGUCAUGGGUCUAAGAAAAUGCCUUGCUGCCCAUAAUUCCCCUUACCAAAAAGAGUUACCAAGAAAGAAACUAAAACAUGUCAAACAAAGAACAGAUGUAUGUUUAAUUAAGAAGUUAAAGAAUAAGAUGACAGCAAUAGUUGCGAAAAAGAAAACUCCUGAACAUAACUCUAAACAGUCGGUCUGGAAUUCCAAAGAGUCAGUUCUUGGACUUGAUUCUUUUUCAGAAGUUAAAUGUUACCUUACAUUUUCAGAAAACUGCCCACCUUCGGUGUCCGAAACUAAAAGUGCUUGGUCGCCUGAAUUGUUUUCAUAA
Castor canadensis (American beaver) is the source of this 2958-nucleotide messenger RNA. It is a transcript of the gene Ddias, whose product is annotated as DNA damage induced apoptosis suppressor. The record is from RefSeq and is a predicted model, not a curated record. Gene Ontology annotation, biological process: negative regulation of intrinsic apoptotic signaling pathway in response to DNA damage. Lineage: Eukaryota; Metazoa; Chordata; Mammalia; Rodentia; Castoridae. Gene Ontology annotation, cellular component: nucleus; cytoplasm.